Molecule: messenger RNA, 1582 nt
Organism: Lates calcarifer (barramundi perch)
Lineage: Eukaryota; Metazoa; Chordata; Actinopteri; Centropomidae
Product: proteasome subunit beta type-8
Exons: 6
Coding region: 289-1116 (275 amino acids)
Cellular component (GO): proteasome core complex
Molecular function (GO): threonine-type endopeptidase activity
Source: RefSeq, a predicted model, not a curated record
CAUCACCGAUUUUUUAUUUUAUUUUGAUCGAUGAACUUUUUGAUUUAAAACAGAAUUGGUUAUGUAUAUUUGUUAGUAAUCACGCAUUAGUUUAGUGUUAAUGACUCAUUUUCCAGGAUAUUCUGCAGAAAAAGUGAAAUUGUUUUUAAACCGUUUCACUUUCGAAUUCUUUGUUACGCACAAGGAAAUUAUCGCCGACGCUUCGUCGAUCGCCCUCGUUAUUUUGGAAAACCUAACACGUAGACUAUAGAAAAUAACCUAAAUAUAAUUUAUCCACAUUAAUACAUAAUGGCUCUCUUCGACGUAAGUGGGUUUAAGUCUUAUUCUGAACUCCGUGGGCAGAUUCUUCCAGCAAGACAGACGCAUCUCGUCGACCGAACCAACCACUACAAUUUCGGGACCAAAACUCAGGAAUUCGCUGUACCUGUGGGUGCAGACCCCUCAGGUUUUCUCAAGUCCUGCAACAAUGACUCAGGUGUGUGUAUCGAGAUGAACCACGGUACGACCACCCUGGCCUUCAAGUUCACACACGGGGUCAUCGUGGCUGUGGACUCCAGAGCCUCAGCUGGUCGUUACUUAGCAUCCAACGAUGUCAACAAGGUCAUAGAGAUCAACCCGUACCUGCUGGGCACCAUGUCAGGCAGCGCUGCAGACUGUCAGUACUGGGAGAGACUCCUGGCUAAAGAGUGCAGGUUGUACAGGCUGAGGAACAACCACAGGAUCUCUGUGGCUGCUGCCUCCAAGCUGCUGUCUAACAUGAUGCUGGGUUACAGAGGAAUGGGCCUGUCCAUGGGCAGCAUGAUCUGUGGGUGGGACAAACAGGGUCCUGGUCUGUACUAUGUGGAUGAUAAUGGGACGCGUCUGUCGGGUCGUAUGUUCUCUACCGGCUGUGGGAACAGUUACGCCUACGGUGUGGUGGACAGCGGUUACAGGGAAGACAUGACGGUGGAGGAGGCGUAUGAACUGGGCCGUCGAGGCAUCGCUCACGCUACACACAGAGACGCCUACUCUGGUGGAGUGGUCAACAUGUACCACAUGCAGGAGGACGGUUGGAUCAAAGUGUGUAAAGAAGACGUAUCAGAGUUGAUCCAUCGCUACAGGAAGGGAAUGUUCUGAGUUUGAUCCCUGAACCUGGAUUAACUGUAACACAAAAGGGUCCAGUCACAGGUUUCUUUACAAAAGGAUGUAAUUAAAAAAAAUCUAAUUAAGGGAUAAUUUUUUUUGGUUUGUUUGUUUUUUGGUGGGGGAAUAAAAAUAUAAAUUGAUGACAUGAAUUUAGAAAUUGAUGACUUCAGAUUCAGGAGGAGAGAGUAUAGGGGAGUGUGCAGUUCCAUUUCAACUGUGGAUCAAUAAAAUGUUGGUCAAAGAAUGAAUAAUAAAACUGAACAGUUUCUUACUCAACAACAUGUUACUCAAAUUCACAUCAAUAAACAGAUCUUUGUUUUGUUAUUGUUCUGUAUAUCAUGUAAAUUUGGUGCAUGUUGAUAUUUUAACUCUCCAGGUUUGGUUCAGUAAAGUAUUUCCUGUUUCCUGAAGAGUUUGAUUUGUUCUUCGUAAUAAAGCAAGGUGUUUUCAGCCAAUA